CAGCAAAAAGUAAAAAGCAAAAAGGCAAGAAAAAUAAUGAGUUUAAUAUUAGGGUUUCACAUUCACCAUGUCUGCUUUGCCUCCCAAUUCCCCCUCCAUCACUUGAAAUCAUCUUCUUCCCAUGGUGCUGGUGGCCCUCGCCCUCUGCCUCUCACUGUCCAUUAUAAGUUCCAGGAAAAACAUGUACUAACCUUCAAUUCUCAAAGAACAAUCAAGUCGUGGGAGUCUCUCCUAAGAGCUGCUUCACUUAGCGGUUCCGGUGCUGAAUAUUCCGAGCAAUUGUUGGGAACCGAGAAGGAGCAACGAAAACAGAGGGUGGCUGGGAUCGAUGAAAAUGAAUUGUUGGAUCCACAUGCUUUAGCUGAUCCAGACAGUUGCUUUUUUGAGUUUAAGGGGGUUCAGAUACACCACAAAAUAUGCGAGGCCCCAGAUCAAACUGAACACUCGUUACAAGAACAGGCACCUUCCCAACUUAACUACCAAAAUAAAAGAAUUUCCCUUCCAAUUAUUUUACUGCAUGGGUUUGGAGCCUCGGUGUUCUCUUGGGAUCGAGUUAUGAAGCCGUUGGCAUCUCUCAUUCGUUCGAAAGUUCUUGCUUUUGACAGGCCUGCCUUUGGGUUGACAUCCAGGGUGAGUUAUUUUGAACGCCCAAGCACCGGUGGUGAUGACAUGAAACUUUUGAAUCCAUACUCCAUGGCAUUUUCUGUGCUAGCUACCCUGUCUUUCAUUGACCUUUUAGCUGCAGAGAAGGCAAUCUUAAUGGGGCACUCAGCCGGUUCUCUUGUAGCAGUUAAUACAUACUUUGAAGCUCCUGAGCGAGUUGCUGCUCUGAUCCUUGUUGCCCCAGCCAUUCUGAGCCCAAAUGUUCUACCCAAAAUUAUCAAAGGAAAUCAAAUGAAACGAGAGAACCAGAUUGAUGGUGGAAACUCCAAUUUCUAUGAUGGAGACAAUCCAUUUAUCAGAAUUGGGAAGACUUUGUCAAAGUUUGGCAUGGUCAUUGUGCAAAGAAUAAUGCAAAUACUCAAAGGGAUGGUUGGUAUGAUUAGCUCUCUGUAUAAGAAAGCCUUGACAGCAAUUCUACGUUCAGCCUUUGCAGUAAUGCUGGUUAGGAUGGUAAUUGAUAAAUUUGGUAUAGCUGCCAUUCGGAAUGCGUGGUAUGAUGCAAAUCAAAUUACAACUCAUGUUCUAAAUGGUUAUACAAAGCCAUUACGAGUCAAGGGUUGGGACAGGGCUCUUGUGGAAUACACGGUAGCCAUGCUUACUGAUUCUGCAUCUGAAUCAAAGCCCCCACUAGAAAAAAGACUCAAUGAGAUCUCCUGCCCAGUGCUUAUUGUCACGGGAGAUAGUGAUCGAAUUGUCCCUGCCUGGAAUGCCAAGAAGUUGUCACAAGCGAUACCUGGAUCUUGUCUUGAAGUGAUCAAGAACUGUGGUCACUUACCUCAUGAAGAAAGGGUGGAGGAAUUUGUUUCAAUUGUUGAGAAAUUCCUGAGAACAGUUUUUGGUGCUCCAGAGGAGCAGCUUCUACAAGCAGCUAUUUGAAGCAAAUACAACAUGAUAGGCUCUUAGCAUAGGAUUUCUACUACUGUGUUUCGCCAUCAAAUCCGAAGUUUAUGAUAUAUUUAAUGAUAUAAAAUAUAGUAGUCUUCACAUAAUAAAUAUUAACUUUUGUACCCUGGAAUGUUUAUAAUAGACUUUAUACUUUAAGCUA
Messenger RNA from Telopea speciosissima, 1708 nucleotides. RefSeq lists its product as uncharacterized. The record is from RefSeq and is a predicted model, not a curated record. Gene Ontology annotation, cellular component: chloroplast envelope. NCBI's taxonomy places the organism in Eukaryota, Viridiplantae, Streptophyta, Magnoliopsida, Proteales, Proteaceae. The transcript is spliced from 6 exons. Bases 37 to 1539 code for a protein of 500 amino acids.